GCGCACCAACCGACAUUAGGGAUUUUGAAAAUAAGCUCAAAUGAUAAAAUCGGUUUCGUUUGUUAAGACUGAUUUGUAAUUGAAUAUGGAAGAGGAGGGAGGUAAGGUUAGGGCGUUGAUAGAUAAGGCUACAAACUCAACAGCACGGGAGGUAGACCCACGUCUCCUCAAAGCCAUCAAAUCUGUGGUUCGGUAUUCAGAUUCCGAGCUCCGACUCGCCGCCCAAACGCUCAUGGACCUCAUGAAACGCGACCACUCUCAGGUUCGAUAUCUCACACUUCUGAUAAUUGAUGAGCUUUUCAUGCGAUCGAAGCUCUUUAGGGCGCUUGUUGCUGAGAACAUGGAUCAAUUAUUGAGUUUAAGUGUUGGAUUCAGAAGAAAUCUGUCACUCCCUGCUCCUCCCGCUAUUGCAUCCAUUUUGCGUUCAAAGGCCAUUGAAUUUUUGGAAAAAUGGAAUGCUUCUUUUGGGGUUCAUUAUAGACAGAUUAGAUUGGGCUAUGACUACCUUAAAAACACUUUGAGGUUUCAGUUUCCUAAUUUGCAAGCAAAUGCAACUCGGAUUCAGCAGGAGAGAAGGGAAAGGGAGAUGAGGACAAAAGAAAUUUUACGCAAUAAGUUUGGUAUGCUGCGGCAAAAUUUUUCUUCAAUAAAGAAAGAAAUACAGUCAACCGUAGAUGAGAUUGGAGAGUGUUUAGACAUUCUCUGUGCUAAAGAGGAAAAUAUGUUACUUGCUUCCUUAGAUGAUGAAGAUUUGGAGGAGUUCCAUUCUUCUGAACUGAGGCAGAUUCGUUUUGAUUCAUUGAAAGAAGGGGAAAAGGUGCAUGAGAAUAACGACAAUAAAGUAGUUUUUGAUGCAUUGAGGGAGUUGUACAAGCUUUUAGUGUCCAAGCAUCUGGUUUCCGUUCAAGAAUGGAUUUCUGUUCUUAUAAGGGUGGAAGUGCCAGACAGUAGGUUUAGAGAUUCAACACUAAAGGAAUUCAUUGAUAUACGAAAUCGUCUACUAUCAGUAAAGAAGAAAUGUGAAGAAUCAGGUUGUACUCUUGCAAACAAUGUGAAACCGCUCAAAGAGGAGGAAGAAGAAGACUUUUGGGAAGAGGGUAAGAUUGGAUCAACAGAGGAUAGGAAAACUAGCACACCCAAUGAAAACAAUAUUAAUCUUGCCAUGGCAUCAACCUCUGGCGAGGUCAGAAACGAGGAUCCCAAAAGCAGUAAUGAAAAAUAUGAAGGGAAUGGCACACUGGAUCAUGAAAGCGGUAAAGCUGAUUCAACAUCACUUAGGAGUAAGCUUUUAACUGAAGCCCCAAUGAUCGAGUGGGGAUCAUAUUUGAAUUAUUGGGGUUUGGACAGGGAAGUCUUGGCUAACCAGAGGGGCUUGGAGAUUGACAAUCACUGGGGUAGAGUAGACUUUGAUGCAGUUAUUCCAGCUGAGAAGAUAGCAGAACUGAACCUUCGGGCAUCUCGUUACAAAGAAGAACCGGUAGAAAUUCAACCAUGCCGUGCUCCUUUGAAGAAAGGCGGCCUUUGUCAGAGAAGAGAUUUGGAAGUUUGUCCGUUUCAUGGACCCAUAAUACCCCGAGAUGAUGAAGGAAAUCCAAUCAAUCAGAGCUCUUCAAUAGAUGAGGAACUUACUAAGACGAAUCAGAUCUCUUCAAUGGAUACACUAACUAAGACGAACUCAUCAAUAGACGAGAUGACUUCUGAUUUUGGGUCUGAUUUAACAGAGCAAUUAGCAAAACAAGCUGUAAAGAAUAUCCGGGAUAGAGAUAAAGAGAAAGCAAGGAAGAGAAAAAUUGAUAAACAAUUGCUGAGUCGUGCAAAACUUGCUAAAGUACGGGAACACAAUGAAGCAGUUUUACGGGAUGCUGCAUUGGCUUCAACUUCGAGAUCUGCAGCUAUAGGAGAAGAAAUGGAGGUUGGCAAGGGGAAGAAACCACUGGCCAGAAAUAAGAAGCCAACUCUUGCAUCCAUGUUGCGGAAUAAACAAACGGCAAAAGAUAGGCUAGCUCAGAGACUUUUGAAUACCCGAACAAGGGAUUCAACAAUAAGACAGCUGACGAUGGGGGAGGAUGCAAAUUACCGAGAAGCCUUUCCAAAUCAGUGGUAAAUAGAUAUUUAAGUGCCAGCUGAUUGGCCUUUGGGAUUAGCACUGUGCUGCCGCUGAUUGAUUAAAAUUUCAGCCGUAUCAAGAGAUAUGAUCAGCCAUUUCAUGUGUCAUCUAAGGAGUUGAGGAUUUAGUUGUUACUGUCAGAUUCCUGUUGCAUAGAAGGUACUUCAAUUUAUCUUGUUAUAUAAUUAAAGUUGUUUGGACAAAGAGUUGUCAUAGUUGUUGAGACAGAAUUGUACGAAGUUAUAGGAAUAAAAGAAUUGAUAAAAAAUUGUAAUCACGCUCUCUGUUUUUUAUCCACAAUACAAAUGAGUAAAGGUUCAA
Pistacia vera is the source of this 2428-nucleotide messenger RNA. RefSeq names its product UV-stimulated scaffold protein A homolog. Gene Ontology annotation, molecular function: RNA polymerase II complex binding. The transcript has 2 exons. Lineage: Eukaryota; Viridiplantae; Streptophyta; Magnoliopsida; Sapindales; Anacardiaceae. The record is from RefSeq and is a predicted model, not a curated record. Gene Ontology annotation, cellular component: chromosome. Bases 86 to 2104 code for a protein of 672 amino acids. Gene Ontology annotation, biological process: response to UV; transcription-coupled nucleotide-excision repair.